Molecule: messenger RNA, 1477 nt
Organism: Fomitopsis serialis
Lineage: Eukaryota; Fungi; Basidiomycota; Agaricomycetes; Polyporales; Fomitopsidaceae
Product: kinase-like domain-containing protein
Exons: 5
Coding region: 266-1159 (297 amino acids)
Biological process (GO): peptidyl-serine phosphorylation; intracellular signal transduction
Molecular function (GO): protein serine/threonine kinase activity; ATP binding
Source: RefSeq, a predicted model, not a curated record
GGCGGAGAAAUGCUCCAGAAGGCUAUGGGCGGAAAUUAGGAGGCGACAAGCUGUUGCCAUCAGCCGCGGCGGGCGUCUGUUCGACGAGUGUUCGCUUAGCAGAAACGGCGUCGGCAUCCGCGCGCCUGGGGGAUCUCCCACCACUCUUGUCGCAUCCUUCCUCACUGGUUAUCCCCGCACUCGCUCAGGCCCUCCUCCCCCCUCCCCUUCAUUCUCUUCUUCGACCGACCACUCUCCAUACUGUCUCCGGCUCAAGCAAGCUAGCAUGGGUGCUGUGUGCUGUCGUGCGCAACCCAUAGACUUUGAUGGGGACGUGAAUCUUUUCCAUUUCGUCCUUCUGAGGUGUGUGGGGAAGGGUGCUUUCGGCAAGGUCCGCGUUGUCCAGCAUAAGCAGACGCGAGACUUGUAUGCCCUCAAGUAUAUCAACAAGACGAAAUGCGUUAAGAUGAAGGCGGUCGCAAAUAUCAUUCAGGAGAGGAGACUGCUGGAGGAGGUCAGUACGGUGCCGCUACGAGUGCACACAUCACUGAGGGCCUCACAGAUCGAUCAUCCCUUUGUCGUUAACCUGCGAUAUGCUUUCCAAGAUGAUGAGAACUGCUUUUUCGUGUUGGAUCUCAUGCUGGGCGGUGAUUUGCGUUUCCACCUCGAGCGACUAGGCUCGCUGACGGAGGAGACGGUGCGGUUCUACGUCGCCGAGAUUUCAUCCGCCCUCGCAUACCUACACGACCAUCGGAUAAUCCACAGGGAUAUCAAACCAGACAACAUCCUCCUGGAUGAGGCUGGACACGCUCACUUGACAGACUUCAAUAUUGCUGUGCACUACUCCGACCGCCGGCCACUUUCAGGAGUGGCAGGCUCUAUGGCGUACAUGGCGCCCGAGAUCCUUGCGAAGCGGGGCUAUUCCUACCAAAUUGACUGGUGGUCACUUGGCGUUUGCGCGUACGAGCUGAUCUUUGGACGACGGCCGUUCCGGGGCAAGACGAACAGCGACCUGACGCAUAGCAUCGUGAAGGACAGCCUCCGCUUCCCCGAGGACGGUGCGAGCAGAUGUUCCAGGGAGGGCAUGCAGGCCUUGCGCAUGGUGAGUCGCCAUUCGCUGCUAUCUUGGGACAGCGCCGCUGUGAGCGUCUAUGCUCUGACGGACGCCUGGGCAAUUUGAGUGCCCAUCAUCAUGUGCGGGUCCGAACUGACUGCCCCGCAUUAGUUCCUGGAGCGAGAUCCGCUUAAGCGACUGGCUGGAAUCCGGAUGAGGGCACGGCUCUUCUGCGUAGUCAUCCUGGCUCCAGUCCAUCGACUGGGACACUUUGGAAGACAAGAAGCAGAUGCCGCCGUUCGUUCCUGAUGUGAGUGUAUCAUUCCUGACAUGCUUGCCGGUGGUCUGAUUGUUCCUGGUUGGCUUGAUCUAGUCCAAGAAAGCAAACUUUGAUGCGUCACACGAGUUGGAGGAGCUGUUACUCGAGGACAACCCUCUCAAGGC